Messenger RNA from Alternaria alternata, 714 nucleotides. RefSeq lists its product as hypothetical. Lineage: Eukaryota; Fungi; Ascomycota; Dothideomycetes; Pleosporales; Pleosporaceae. The transcript has a single exon. The record is from RefSeq and is a predicted model, not a curated record. Bases 1 to 714 code for a protein of 237 amino acids.
AUGUUCACUAGCAACGAUUCUGAGAUAGACGCUAUGUCAGCUCCAACUAUUCAUACAGACCUCUUGACCACACCCAAAGUCAAUCGUCCUCACAAGAGGCGCCGUUCGCGGGAACUACCACAAUCAGAGCGACCUGCUCUCCGCCCUCACGCCGACUCAUCAAACGGACAGAUCUCUCUAGCACCGAAGCGAGACGAAAAGCGAUACUUGAACGAUACCGCCGACAAACAAAAGGAGAGCGGAGUCCAUAAAGCUAAACGCCAGCGCACCUCUGGCGUAUACGACUCUGCUAGCAACAACGAGAUACGUCGCCCGCCAGAUCAGGAAGAAACGCGACAGCAACCGAAGCAAACCACAGGGUGGUCUAGCACUGAUACCAUUGUACCCAGACGAGAUCAACGCGUAGACAUUGUUACCUUGCAACCCGUGAUCUUCGGCGUUGCAUCUUCUCCGCCAAAUGCUUUGCGAUCAUUCAAGCUCAAUGGACACCUCACACCCGCACAAAGCUCUCUCGUACCUCAAAAUCCUGCGUCUCCGCCUUUCACUUCCUACAAAUCUCUCGAAGGCGGCUUCGCUAGCCUACUAGAUGACAACGAAAGUGUCCUAAAGAACUUUGUAAAAACCAAGGAGGAACUUUUCAGGAAGCCUGCUGCAGGUGACGUCAAGCAAACUCUAGCGCAUAAUCCGCGUCGCAAGAAGGCCUUUGAUGUCUGA